Polistes canadensis is the source of this 1342-nucleotide messenger RNA. Its product is annotated as probable chitinase 2. Gene Ontology annotation, biological process: carbohydrate metabolic process; chitin catabolic process. Gene Ontology annotation, cellular component: extracellular region. The record is from RefSeq and is a predicted model, not a curated record. The transcript is spliced from 8 exons. Gene Ontology annotation, molecular function: chitinase activity; chitin binding. NCBI's taxonomy places the organism in Eukaryota, Metazoa, Arthropoda, Insecta, Hymenoptera, Vespidae. The annotation marks the transcript as partial.
UCCAUAAGAGAAAGUCAGAGUGAACGGGACAAUAACUCGGCAUUCGCAAUAAGUCAGAAGUAUAUAAUAUAGAAGGAUGAAUCUGGUGAGAAAUCUUACGCCAUGUCUUUUAAUGCUUUUCUUUUUCUACAUUGAUGGCAUUCAAGGUCAAGAAAUUCCAAAGCACGGAAAGGUUGUUGCUUGUUAUGUCGCUAGUUGGGCAAGGUAUAGGCUUUCGAAAGGCAAAUUUACAUUAGAUAAUUUAAAACCACAAUAUUGUACACAUUUGAUUUACGCUUUCGCGGGCUUGAAUACAACCACUUGGGAAAUAAAAAGUCUUGAUCCAUGGGCCGAUAUAGAAGAUGGAAUUGGUAAUUACCAAAAAAUGUCAGAACUUCGUAAAAACUAUCCAGGAUUAAAAGUUUCAAUAGCUAUUGGUGGUUGGAAUGAAGGUAGCGGGAAUUUUUCAAUUCUUGCUAAAGAUGAAAACAAACGAAAGACCUUCAUAGAUAGCAUUUCAAAAUUUCUUAAAAAAUACAAAUUUGAUGGCGUCGAUUUAGAUUGGGAAUUUCCUUCUCAACGAGGCGGUAAUUCAAAGGAUAAAGACAAUUUUUCCUUGUUGAUUAAAGAAUUAAAACAACAGUUGCCUUACAAUUCUAUAUUAACCGCAGCUAUAAGCGCAAAUAAGAAAAUAAUCGACGAGGGAUACAAUAUUUCAUAUAUUUCCAAAUACCUCGAUUAUAUACACGUUAUGACAUAUGAUUAUCAUGGUUCAUGGAAUUUAAAAAUUCUUCCGAAUGCUCCGUUAUACAGUAAUAAUGAUGAAAGUGUGAAUGCUACUAUGAGCUAUUUACUACAAUUAGGAGCACCAGCUAAGAAACUCGUUCUAGGUUUACCAAUGUAUGGACGAACAUAUAUUUCGAAUAAGAUAAUUUCUCCUAAUGAAAAUCCUACUGGAAUGCCCUGUGACAAAGAUGGUUUUAAAGGGCCUUAUACUUCUCAAGAUGGGUUUAUGGGUUAUAACGAAAUCUGCGAAGAACUAAAGGAUAAGAAAUGGAUUUCCAGAUGGGAUAACGACAGUAAUACACCAUACGCGGUAAAUGAAGACCGAGUAAUUUUCUACGACGAUUACAUAAGUUUAAAAACGAAAGCAUUAUAUGCUAAGGAAAUGAGUUUAUCUGGUGUGAUGAUUUGGAGCAUCGAUACCGAUGAUCAUAGUGGAAUUUGCGGAACUGAUUACAUAUUGAUGAAAUCUAUCAAUAAAGCUUUUAUCAAUGAAGAUUCUACCAUUAAAGAUUCUACCAAUGAAGAUUCUAGCAAUAAAACGUGUUCCGAUAACAUAUCAAUAAUACUUUAUGCUAUU